Messenger RNA from Scleropages formosus (Asian bonytongue), 3235 nucleotides. RefSeq names its product Rho GTPase activating protein 10 (gene arhgap10). The record is from RefSeq and is a predicted model, not a curated record. Gene Ontology annotation, cellular component: cytoplasm. The transcript has 23 exons. Gene Ontology annotation, biological process: signal transduction. Gene Ontology annotation, molecular function: GTPase activator activity; protein binding. Lineage: Eukaryota; Metazoa; Chordata; Actinopteri; Osteoglossiformes; Osteoglossidae. The coding region runs from base 237 to 2546 and encodes 769 amino acids.
GCACCUCGAAUGGGCGCUGCUCCCCGGUCAGCAAACUGCACCCUUUUUUUUAUUUUUGUUUUUAUUUUAUUUUUUAAAUAAAAGUUAUUAGUUACCAAACCCUCACUGGUACGUGUGGAUACACUGGUCACCUUUAUAAAGUAAGGUGAUUAAAAACUAGUUUUAAACCGAGUCGGUCCAUUCGAUUCGGAGCCGGAUUCUGCCUCGGACCCGGAGCCGGAGCCGAAGCCGAAGCCAUGGUGCUGCAGCCGCUGGAGUUCAGCGAGUGUUACCUGGACAGCCCGUCGUUCAGGGAGCGCAUCAGAGCGCACGAGGCGGAGCUCGAGAGGACCAACAGGUUCAUCAAAGAGCUGUACAAGGACGGCAAGAACCUGAUCAGCGCCACCAAACAACUGGGCUUGGCCCAGCGCAAGUUUGCCCAGUGCCUCGGCGAGUUCCAGUUCGAGUACAUCGGCGACGCCAGGACGGACGACGAGAAGUGCAUCGAUGAAUCUCUGCGGGAAUUCGCCUCCUUCCUCAAGAACUUGGAGGAGCAGCGAGAGCUCAUGAUGAGGAACAUCACAGAGACCCUGAUGAAGCCGCUGGAGAAGUUUCGCAAAGAGCAGCUGGGUGCUGCCAAGGAGGAGAGGAAGAGGUACGAGAAGGAGACGGAGAAGUACUACAGCGCUCUGGAGAAGCUGCUGACGCUGUCGGCGAAGAAGAAGGAGCAGCACCUGCAAGAGGCAGACCUCCAAGUGGAGCUGAUGAGGCAACAUUUUCAGGAGGAAUCCCUCGAGUACGUUUGCAAGCUGCAGGAAAUCCAGGAGAGGAAGAAGUUUGACUGCGUGGAGCCUAUGCUGGCGUUCUUUCAAACCGUCUUCACCUUCUACCAUCAAGGAUAUGAGCUGGCCAAGGACUUUGACCACUAUAAAAGAGCCCUGCAGAUCAACAUUCAGAAUACGAGGAGUCGUUUCGAGGGCACCAGAUCCGAGGUCGUGGAGCUGAUGAAGAAGAUCAAAGAGUGCCCCCAGCAGCACCGGCAGACCAGCCCCAUCAGCAUCGAGGGCUACCUCUAUGUGCAGGAGAAAAGGCCUCCUCCCUUCGGCUCCAGCUGGGUGAAGAGAUACUGCACUUUCGUCAAGGAGCAGAAGAUCCUGCACAUGGUCACCUUCGAUCAGAGAUCAGGGGGGAAAAUCGGGGAAACGGAAUCCGUCACCUUCAAGUCCUGCGUUCGCAAAACAACCGAUGUGCUGGACCGGCGCUUCUGCUUGGACCUCGAAAUAACGGAUCGGCCAGGGGCGAUGCUCACUGUCCAGACCCUCUCGGAAGAAGACCGCAAGCUCUGGAUGGAGGCCAUGGGAGGGACGGAACCUGUGAACCACUGGGGCAAGACCUACUCCAAAGAAAGGGGAAUCGAUGCCCAGCUGAAUGAAAUUGGGAUUUCGUUUGUGAAGAACUGUAUCAACGCCAUAGAGAAACGGGGUAUCAAUGACCAGGGCCUGUACAGAGUGGUGGGCGUCAGUUCUAAAGUUCAGAAGCUCUUGAAUAUAAUGACAGAUGAGAAAAGCGGGAACGAGGUGGACCUGUCCGCAUCUGACGACUGGGACGUCAAGACCAUAACCAGCGCGCUGAAGCUCUUCCUCAGGAGCCUCCCGGAGCUGCUGAUGACCUACGGCUUGUACAAAGAGUUCAUCCUGCCCGCAAAAUCUGGCAGCCCGGAGUGCCGAGUACAAGUCAUCCACGGCCUGGUCCACAGACUCCCCGAGACCAACCGCCUCGUCCUGGGACUGCUGGUGAAGCACCUGGCCAGGGUGGCGGCCAACAGCAAGCAGAACCUGAUGACGGUGGCCAACCUGGGCGUGGUGUUCGGCCCCACGCUCAUGAGGCCCCAGGAGGAGACGGUGGCAGCCAUCAUGGAGCUCAAGUUCCAGAACAUUGUGGUGGAGAUCCUUAUUGAGAAUCACCAGAAGAUUUUCGGAGACCCCCCCGAUGCGUCGCCGUGCAGCGCCGCGCCGUCGCUCACGACCCCGACCAGGCAGUCCAAGAAGCAGGUCCGCCAGAGCAGGCCGCUGGCCGUCUAUAACCCCCAGGCGUUGGACGUGGAGGCAGCCAACUGCGCGCAGUCCGCCCCCGACGGAGUGUCCUCGGGCAGCAACGAGUCCGUCUCGUCCCAGUCCUCCAACGCUUCGGCGUCCAGCUCGACUCCGGAGACGGGAGACAACAGCCUCGGUUUGACCAUCGGCAGCCUGGUGGACAGCGUGGGGUCGUGCCCAUCCAUGGCCUCCUGGUUGAACCUGGGGGCUUUUAGCUCCGGCGGAGACGCCAAGGCUGCGCCGAAGACUUGUGAGGCUCAAAAGGAGGAGGACGGGCCUGCUGAAUGCCUCAGUGUCACAAACAGGAAGGCCAAGGCGGUGUAUCCGUGCGAAGCUGAACAUGACUCCGAGCUGUCCUUCGAUGUCGGCGCCAUAUUUGACGAUGUGAUUUUCUCCAGGGAACCUGGCUGGCUGGAGGGGGAGCUGGAGGGCAGAAGAGGCCUCAUCCCAGAGAACUACGUGGAAAUGCUGUAGCCAGAGAGAGGGGAAGGGAGCGAGAGCUGGGCGUCCACUUACACAUGGUAUCCAUGGUCCUUGCGUCCCGACACGCACUCGCUCUCCCCUCACAUCCUGUUUCUUAUGCCUCUCUAUCCUCCCGCACCUGCUUCCCUCCCUCACAAAAAUGCAUCGGCUCGGAGACGGGAGACGUGCCCAUAAUAAUAACCACAAUGUCUUGCAGUAAAGGAUUACUUUCGUUUUACGUUUAGAGCUGAAGGUUAAAGUUACAGGAUUUGCAGGUAUUUCUUAAAUAUCUGUUUUAACGUGUAUAUAUGGGUUUGUAUGACAUUGUGUUGUAUAUUAAUUUGGAAAAACAUGGGGUUUCUAUCUUGUAUACUUUUAAAAGUUGAAAUUUCUGCAUGGGUUGAUAUUGCCUUAUUACUCAUUAUAAUAAUCAUGUUGGCCUAAGAUUAUUUGACGGCUAGAGUGCAUGAAGCAAUAUGUAAUAUUACAUUAUAUCCAUGUGUAACUCCACUCCUGUUUGGGGGUGGAAGUCUGAAUGCAGAGGCUGGAGAUGUUGAUGUGAUUCACUUCAGCGAGGAGUAUCUCGGCAUCUCCUCAUUGGUGAACCGGAACGUUCCACCGCAGGGUCUGUUUCCUCCGUUUCAGUGGCGGAAUUAUUUCUGAAAACGAGAAACACCCCCCACACACACACACACACACAC